ACUGAUGCACACAUUCACAGUACGAACUAUUUUCACCAACGAAAAUGUAUUAUGAAUAUUGUUCAAUUUGCUUGACUAAACUGUACGUUAUGUCUUUGUACUAGAGUUCGUGAUUAAUUGAAUGAGGGUGAAUGAAUGAGAGAACGACAACGGGGGACAGCACUACACAAAUCAAAUGGCGAUCGGUCGGUGCGAAAGUCUGUCGCAUUCUCGUUUAAUAUUUGGUGUAUAUCAGGUUCAUUUAAAUUUAUUUGAAGAGUAUAAUUGCACCAAAAUCUGGUUUAUUUGUAUCUGAAGACUAGAUGUUAAAAUAAAUUGUAUCAAGUUAAUCUCACUGUAAUAACUUCGUUACUAGAGCUGUGAUGAACAUUUUUGUGCUUAUGUGCAGUGAAUAAAGAAUUACUGUGAUCACAUAUGGACCGAGGUGUUAAAACUGUAUAGACGAGCAUAUAUUUGCCGUGUAGUAAUUGGAAUAAUACUUUGAAAUGUUCAUUGUUGUGAGAAAUUCUAACCUCAACUGUGCGUCUUUGUGAAUACGUCGGAACUUUUCCUGUCGCCUGGUACGAAAUCUACGUAAAAGUUUACCUCAUUUGUUAUAUAUGAUUCAACGCGAGUAUCAAAUGAACAACGGGUUUAGUACAGGAGAAGAAGAUUCAAGAGGUAAUUUGGAUCAAAUAUGUUGCCUUGUGGAUGAUGGUGAGCGAUGCAGACGGUCUGCUGGGAACGCCGCAUACAGCAAGCGCAUUCAGAAGACUGUCACGCAGAGAAGGCUCAAACUCAAUAUAGAUCUUCAGGCAAGGCAUACAUACAUUUGUGAUUUUCACAAAAACAUGAUACAAUGUGCAAGAACUAAGCAGAGGAGAGUUAAGGACUCUGAAGACGAUAGCAAUGAGGCUGAGAUGGAUUCACCAGAAGUAGACUGGUUUCAAUUGCAAGUGCCCACGUUGAGGAGGUACAAGAAGCACUAUAAGGUCCCCACUAGGCCGGGAUGGAACAAGGCUCAAUUAGCUGAAGCUAUUCAGAAACACUUCAAGUCAUUACCAGUCAAUGAAAAGGAAAUCACAACAUACUUCAUUUACAUGGUGAAAACAAACGGCAAUAAAUUGGACCAGAAAAAUGGAAUAAAUUCAGAUUCCCUUUAAUUUAGUGUAUGUGACUGUUAUUUACAUAAAUGUAGUUUUAACAUUUAGAUAUAAGUCCAUGACUCCUCAAUUUUCUCUUAUAUUUUCAAUCUACAAUCUAGAUACUUUACAAAAGUAUAGAUAUAUGAAUUGAGAAUCAUUAUGAAUAUAUUUUGAAGUAUAUUACUUCAUGCCAAAUUGAUAAUGCUACAGAUUGCAAUGAAAUAAGCAAUAGCAUGGAUUGGAUUGGUAUUAAUUUUAUUUUAAGAAUGCCCAAAUGAACUUCUGUAGAUUUGAUUUCAAGUUUUUGUUAAUAUCAAUUUACAGAGUUCAAAAUGAUUAUUUAUUGUACCACUUAGCAUAGUUUGAUGAAUUUUCAAUAGUGUUAAUUACGAAAUCUUAACAGCUCUCAUAUACGUAGCUCAGUAGCAGUUGUGAAGAUAGCAUACAAGCAUGGUGGAAGACAUAAAUGAACCCAAUUAUAAAUAUAUGGUCGGGGAAUAUUUGCCUCAUAUUACAACUCAUCUUCAGAACCAAAAUUAUUUGAUGAUAUAUAACCAUCAUCUGUUAUUUUUUUCUGAUUCUAAACUUACUAUCACACUUUUGUCACUAAUUUCAAUUAAAAGUUUCAAUUAGGUGAAUAAA
Messenger RNA from Plodia interpunctella (Indianmeal moth), 1766 nucleotides. RefSeq names its product SIN3-associated polypeptide 30 (gene Sap30). Gene Ontology annotation, molecular function: protein binding; transcription coregulator activity. The transcript has 3 exons. Bases 600 to 1142 code for a protein of 180 amino acids. Gene Ontology annotation, biological process: regulation of DNA-templated transcription. Lineage: Eukaryota; Metazoa; Arthropoda; Insecta; Lepidoptera; Pyralidae. The record is from RefSeq and is a predicted model, not a curated record. Gene Ontology annotation, cellular component: histone deacetylase complex.